This is a messenger RNA of Ectocarpus siliculosus, 651 nucleotides long. The record is from the annotation of a GenBank genome assembly. NCBI's taxonomy places the organism in Eukaryota, Phaeophyceae, Ectocarpales, Ectocarpaceae.
UCGUGUCCCAAAGCUUGUAUUUUGUGGCAUAGGUGCAUUUUGUUUCUUUUCUGUUUUUUAUCCUACAGGAGGAGAAAGGAGGAGGUCUGCGACAUCAGACCGGGCAGUGCAGUCAGUCGUGUUACAGAGAGUAGCCAGCUCUCCGUGCGUUCCGGGCACAACGUAUACAUACGCUGCCUGAGUGCUGUGUCUGCAUGGCGUAGCAAGGCACGAGAGGACAUUCAUCGGAAGGGGAUAGAGGGAGAACAUGUGGAACAAAAUUGAUGGUCCCUCUGCGCCAGUUUAUACCGAGUUGCUCCGCGGCCCGCUGCGAAACUGCUGUUGUUGAUUGAUUGCCGUUUUUCGGGCACACAGGAGUAAGAAAGGACUUUUUUCGGGAUGUCACCUCUACAUCUCCAUGAGCAAAGUUAGUGUAGACAGCCGAUCCCAAAAAUACCGCGUUGCCUUGAAUUCAGUUGUGUGGAUUGCUGGAUUGCCGGGGGUUGGCUCAUGUCCGUGCCGUGGCCUCACGUCGUUUUGUUUGCCUCAGUGAUCAUGAUCAUGUCAUGCGGUAGCCUUCCUGGGUGUUGUGUUGUUAUAGACAAGGCAAGGAGGGGAAGAGAAGGAAACCCGCCGUUCGAUGUCCUACACGUCAUCAGCACAUGUAUGUAG